GAUGUGACGACGACGACGACACCGCUAUGCGUCCCGUGCGCAAUGUACUCUGCGCCAGACCAGAUACAGCCGAUACAGGUCGUAGCAGCCUCGCACACAGUUUCGUCCAGAUUGACGGCGCGCGCUCGUCCGCAUUCGUAUGCAUUUGACACUCGUGUUCUCGUAUAUCUCGUGUAUGCAUCGACGCCGAUUGCCGACCGCUAACGAGCUUGCGUCGAUGAUACUGAACGGCUAAUGCCACUUGUCGUAAGCACCGCUGGUCAAUGCUCAAUAGACUCGUGCAGCCGCGAUAGCGUUUGCUCCAGUUGACUGCUGUAAAGUAUACGAUAGUGUCACGGAGUAACAACACGUCGCUCGCUAUCACGGACGAGCUGUCGCAAGGUUAGGCGUACACGGUUCGCGCGGCGGAGCACGACGCGGAGCCCAGCGGAAUCGGUGUCCGCAAACUUAAGCGCGGCACUAAAUCGCUCCAACAGCGACAUGGACGGCAAGGUCGACGACGAGAAUCAGCGUGGUGUCAACGACGGCGACUGGGUCUGCCCUGACUCGCAAUGUGCCAAUAUAAAUUUCGCCAGACGCAACUCCUGCAAUCGCUGUGGAAAAGAUAGAGGUGAAUGUCCGAAAAAGAAAAAGUUGGGUCAGGAGAUUGGGAAAGCAGCCGCGGAAAAAAGUAGAGGCCUAUUUAGCGCGGACGACUGGCAAUGUAGCAAGUGUGGUAACGUAAAUUGGGCCCGCCGACAACAGUGUAACAUGUGCAACGCCCCGAAAUUCGGUGAGAUAGAGGAACGCACAGGAUACGGAGGUGGGUAUAACGACCGAGGGGUCGUCGAGUACAAGGAAAGGCGAGAUGAGGAUGACGAGUACGACGAGUUCGGACGGCGUAGGAAAAAGCGGAAAUUAGAGAAGAAUUCCGACGACGACUCGAAGGAUUCCAAGCAUAGCAGCCCGCGUAGUAAAUCCAGAGACAAGGAGGAAAGGAACGAAGAAGAGGAGCAAGAGGAAAAUGAGGAAGAGGAAGACGACGAGGAGGAAGAGGAGGAAGAUGGUGAUUUAUCUAAAUACGACCUUAGCGAAUGGGAUGACUUUGCACCAGCAAAAAAAAGUACAAACGGAAGUACUAUAUCUUCGGAAGCACAACGGUCAAGAAACGGAGAUGAUCGGCGCGAUUCAGGCACAUCCAACCAAUGAAGGGCUGUACAGAAGGACAGGUUUGACUUGGGUUUCGGGUAUAAAAUUGAUUAUGAUGAUCAGUUGCAGACAGCAUACAGUGUGAUGAAUUUUGCUAAAAUAAUGUAUAGUUCCAUAUCUUAAGACUUAAAGUAUAACCUGCUCUUUUAUUGCGAUAUUGUAUCUCAGUAUAUCGCGUAGACAUCGAGUAGAAAGAUUUAGCGUCGAUUUAGCUUUAGCAAAAGGAAGAAGCGCAAACGUUUUUUUCUCAUUCAACAUAUGAAAUUUUACAGGUGAACCAGGAGAUGAGAGAAAGAACGCAACCAGUGCUCGGCAACUAAGGAAUAUACGCAACGCAAGUUUUAGUAAUUUAGU
This is a messenger RNA of Cyphomyrmex costatus, 1542 nucleotides long. Its product is annotated as zinc finger Ran-binding domain-containing protein 2. The transcript is spliced from 7 exons. The record is from RefSeq and is a predicted model, not a curated record. Gene Ontology annotation, molecular function: RNA binding; lipopolysaccharide binding. Gene Ontology annotation, biological process: RNA processing. NCBI's taxonomy places the organism in Eukaryota, Metazoa, Arthropoda, Insecta, Hymenoptera, Formicidae. The coding region runs from base 481 to 1188 and encodes 235 amino acids.